AUGGCGCAGCCCGAGCCCGAGCGCGGCGCCGCAGCCCGCGGGGAGCCGGGCCCCCGGUGCGAGCUGUGCCCGGCCGGCGCGGCCGAGUGGAGCUGCCUCACCUGCCUGGCCUCCUACUGCGGGGCCCACGUGCGGCCGCACCUCGGGGCGCCCGGCGGGGCGCCCGCCUUCCGCGGGCACCGCCUGGGCCCGGCCGGGGAGGCGGCGGCCGAGCUGCGGGCGCUGCGGGAGCGGGGCCGCUGGUGCCCCGAGCACCGGGAGCGGCCCCUGGAGCUGUUCUGCGCCGAUUGCGCGCUCUGCGUGUGCGCCCUGUGCCCGGUGCUGGGCGCCCACCGCGGCCACCGCGUCAGCCUGGUGGGGCAGGCCGCGCAGGCCACCAAGGAAUUCAUGACAACGUACUUGAAGGAGCUAGAAUUGAAAAAGAAACAGGAAGUUGGCAAUAUAAGACACAUAGAACAAGCUGUUAAUGACCUUAAGGCACACGCCUCGGCGAGUAAAGCAUCUCUGGCAGGGAAGUUCACCGAACUCCGGUUACUACUUGAUGAAGAGGAGAGGUUGACAAAAAAAUUCAUAGAUGAAAAGACUCACCGGGCCCUCAUGAUGUAUGAGCAGCAGACGGAGACAUGUCAAGAACAAAUUCAAAUCAUAGAGAGCUUCUCAGACCGGGUCAGGCAGAUCCAGCAGCGAAGUGAUCCCAUUCAGUUAUUACAGGACUACACGGCAUCAGAAAAAGAAAUACAGCAGCAGAGGGCUCCAGCGGAACAGUGGCAUCCGGUGCCUAUGUCAUUUGAGCAUGUUAUGAACCAUUACAGGGGCUUAGCAAGAGCUAUGCAGUCCAUUCUGCAGAAACCUUUAGAAGCUCGUCUGAAAGAAGACAUUUUCAGCAGCCUUAAUGCCACUUCAAAGAAGGAGCCUGGUGCAUUGCUGAAAACACGAUCUACAGUUGAUCGAUCGUUAUUUUUAAAACAUGCGAGAUCUCCAACCCUGGAAUACGAUAGCCUUCAUCCCAGGUUGAGUUUGUCUGAGGAUCGUCUUACAGUAAGCUGCAGCUGGAGGAGGAAAUUUUACCCUUCUAGCCCCCAGAGAUUUGAUAAAUUAUGGCAAGUCUUGAGCAAAGAUGCUUUCUUCUCUGGGAGCCAUUACUGGGAGGUGGACGUGCUUCACGCUGGACAAGGAUGGUGGAUUGGAGCAGCAUACCCUUCCAUCAAGAGACAUGGAGACUCCGAAACUUGUCGACUAGGGUGGAACAGAGCAUCCUGGUGUAUAAAAAGGUUUGACCUUGAAUAUUGGGCAUUUCACAAGGGAGAGAGGACCCUGAUCCUGAUAGAUGAUGUUCCAGAACGAAUUGGUGUUUUCCUGGAUUACGAGGCUGGCAUCCUCUCGUUCUAUAAUGUAACGGAUGGUAUGGUCCACCUGCAUACAUUCCGCUGCAAGUUCACGGAGCCUCUUUACCCAGCACUUAGGCUAUGGGAAGGUGCAAUAACAAUCUGCAAACUGACUUAGGAAGUGAUGAGACAAAGACAUGAACUGGAGCCUGCUUUUCAAUUAUUUGUAUGUAAAACCACUUUAAAAGGAGUUAUAAAUUAAUUCUCGCUGAUUACAGCAACCAUGCUGUAAAGCUUUAAAGGGUUUAGCUACAGGUACAUGUCUGACUCAAUACUGAUCACUAACAUGUGAUUCUUAGUACCUAGUACAGAUAAAUACUCAGGUCUUUGUCAGAUCAAAUACUUAAGAAGAUACUAUUAUAAAUAAGUGAUUUUUACACGAUUGUAUUUUCAAAGUGCUCUUCUGCCAUUUAUGAAUGACACUUCAGGUUAUGGAAUUGUAGGAAUCCUCCUCAGGGUGUCUAAAAGACUAAAGCAAUUUUACACUAUUUUUGUAGUGGAUUGUGAUUUACAAAAUAGAACACAGUUCCAUUUUAAUUACAUGAUAGCCAUCAUAGUUUAUGCAAUUGACAUUUGGAACAGGAGCCAGCAGUCCAUUUUAUUAAACUACUACCUUACCUCCAGCUGGCUGGAGAGAUUACCAUCUUGCAUAGGUAUUACUCUGAGCUUGGCUUAUGUAGGAUACAACUUUUAGUUUAAUUUUGUUAUUUCAGUUUGAAUUUGGAGAACAGAUCCAGUAACCGCAAUCGCUCAGGGUAAAAAGCUUCAUCCACUUCCAAGAACAAUCAAAGGGUUGUUUUCAUUGUUGCCUAAAACUCAUUUCAGAUUUUCCUGGAGUGAGGACUUCUAUAUCUACACUAACUAGCUAGUGUUAUUUGGGGUCCAGUAACUAGAGCUUGACUUGAACUGAUUUAAGUAGUACAGCACACUGGCCAGUGGGGGAAGCCUGUCCUACUGUUUUACAGUCAAACUUCCUGUAGCUGCCUCCUUCUCCAGAAAUGCAGACUGCAGCAGGUCUGAAGGUGGCCACCUUUCACCCAUAUACUAGCAGGGUAGUGUGGGAGGAAGCACUAUGAUGCUGUACAGCCCCCAUCACUCCCUAUUUGGAAGUCGGAGGCAUGUGGAAAAGGACCAUCUCCACAUUAGAGUCUAGCUACAUUGUCACUUCCAUUGCAGAGCUUAGGGAGCUGGGAGAUAUUCCUUUAAUUUCUCUCUAGCUUUCACUUCCAAAGGCACUCAAUUAGUGCUGCUUAACGAGGACAGUGUUUUACCACACUCACAUGUAAGCAGGUUGUUGACUGUUGCUCUUAAAAUUGCGUGUGCAUAAGAGUGGUGGUUUGUUCUUUUCCCAAAUCCGUAAUACUUAAAAUUCAGAAGGAUUUCUUAGACUGUAUCCAGAGAAGUCCUUUUUCUAGUGUAGACCCACCUGUACUGCUUUAACUACUGUAUUCACUAACCUUGUGAGAGCACAGGCCUAGAAGACACCUUGGUUUCCAAUGCCAGAGGCACACCUACACUAAUGUUCUCAUCUGUGCAUGGGCUAUUAAGAAAAAUGCAAAGGCUAGGUCUCCUCUUUAAAAUGAAAUGGCAAAGUAGCAGCUUUUAUUUGACAAACUUGAUUUAUUUUUGUUUUCAAUAAAAAUGUUUCUUUCAACAAUCA
Gopherus flavomarginatus (Mexican gopher tortoise) is the source of this 3045-nucleotide messenger RNA. RefSeq names its product tripartite motif containing 14 (gene TRIM14). Lineage: Eukaryota; Metazoa; Chordata; Testudines; Testudinidae. Gene Ontology annotation, molecular function: protein binding; zinc ion binding. The record is from RefSeq and is a predicted model, not a curated record. The transcript is spliced from 6 exons. Bases 1 to 1503 code for a protein of 500 amino acids. Gene Ontology annotation, biological process: innate immune response.